AAAUAAAAUAAAAAGACGGAAGUUGGCAAGUUGUUCUUCCGGUGGCAAAGGUCAGCUCGUCCGAGAAGAAGCGGAGCUCCAAGAAAACCCACGUACUUCGACUGAAAACCCCCAAAACCCCAAUUAAAAUCAUGUCUCACACCAUCCUGCUGGUGCAGCCCACCAAGAGGCCCGAGGGGAGGACGUACGCUGAUUAUGAAUCUGUCAACGAGUGCAUGGAAGGCGUCUGCAAGAUGUACGAGGAGCAUUUAAAGAGAAUGAACCCCAACAGUCCGUCGAUAACGUACGACAUCAGCCAGCUGUUCGACUUCAUCGACGACCUCGCCGACCUCAGCUGUUUGGUGUAUCGCACCGACACGCAGACGUACCAGCCGUACAACAAGGACUGGAUCAAAGAGAAGAUCUACGUGCUGCUUCGCCGCCAAGCCCAGCAGGCGGCAAAGUGAAGCCUCUGAGGGGGGAGGGGGGGUGGCGGCGGGGGGGCGGGGCUGUUCUGUGGGUCAAUAUCAUUUCUAUGGUCUUUAACUUGUGUUUGAUUGGUUUGAGUAACUUUUUUUUUUUUAGUUCCCCGUUUUGUUUUUUUACUUUGUUGUAUUUUAAUGUUUUCCUUAUUAAUAAAGUUUCAUCAAAAAAGUUUCUGAAAUGAGAUUUAUUUUUAGAAUAAAUUGAGAGACAAAUAUUGAAGUUGCUGAGACUUGUGAGAAAGUAAUUAUCCUCCUUCCAUCGGCUUCCCUGCUGGCGUUUUUUUUUUUCCUAAUUUCCGUAUUUUUUUCAUUCUCACUGUUGACUUCGUGCUGCGGACGAUGACAGAUGAUAUUUUGUCCUUCCACAGUGUGCUGUUGAAUAAUUUACUGUGGAUGUAAAUUGACUUUGCUGUGAUGCACAAUUCCUCAUUUUCUAAACAAUAAAACAGCAAUCGUGACAUAUUGAUUUUUAUUUCUUUGAAGAGCGACAUGAAAUAUAUAUUUCUUACUCUUGUCUUUUUGUAUUUACUUUAGCAAUGUGUUGUCCUUUCUGUCACACUUUCUCAUUUGGCAGUUAAAUGCUGAUUGUAGAACCGAGUUAAUUAGAAGGUGAGUUUCACUCAACGCAGUGACACUAGUUCCUUUUUAUAAUUGCCUGUGAGCAUGUUUGCUCACUACAUUCUUAUUCUUUUAUUAAUGCGAUGAAUUAGUCCUUGUUUGCUUUAUCUAACACAACUGAUACUCUUUAACACUGAAUAAAGUGGUACAUUCCCCGAAAAAUGAAUGAGACUUUUGGAAAUGAACAUUAAAAAUAUAUCAAGCAUU
Messenger RNA from Pungitius pungitius (ninespine stickleback), 1289 nucleotides. RefSeq names its product enhancer of rudimentary homolog. The transcript is spliced from 4 exons. Lineage: Eukaryota; Metazoa; Chordata; Actinopteri; Perciformes; Gasterosteidae. The record is from RefSeq and is a predicted model, not a curated record. The coding region runs from base 132 to 446 and encodes 104 amino acids.